This is a messenger RNA of Peronospora belbahrii, 846 nucleotides long. NCBI's taxonomy places the organism in Eukaryota, Oomycota, Peronosporomycetes, Peronosporales, Peronosporaceae. The record is from the annotation of a GenBank genome assembly.
AUGGUGUGGCAGGCGAAUGGCGUCACAGGAUACCCGCUGUACCGUUUGUGUGAGAUAAGAAAUAGUCUUUUGUCAAUAAUAAAGAUGUUCGGAGGUUACCACGCCAUCGCGCUGCCGCUACAGUACAGCUCAUUCCAACGUUUUAUCUACGUCAAACAGCACGAUUUUAAGCCUAACGCUAAUGCUGAAUCUAUUUUGGCUGCUGGCCGCACCGCAUACGUUGUAAAUUUACCUACGAGUACGUCGGAAAAAUGGCUUCGUGCAUGUUUAGAACCUCUCGGCGCUAUUCAACACCUUGUUGCUGGCUCUGGAGGCCUGUUUGACGAAGAAGAAAAGGACACGGAUGUUGCAACAGAUAGCAGGGCUAAUCGCACCGCUCAUAUCGUAUUUAAGGCUAAGAAAUCGCUGGACAAGAUGCUCAAAGUGGACUCUUUGGAGACGGCCGCACCUAGGAAACUUACUGGUCUACAAGCGUAUGCGACCAGGUAUCGUUGCAAUCGUCCUGGUCUCUCGGUUGUGAAGGAAAUGGCGGAUCGCUACAUGGCGUCGUUCGAUGAUAUGGAGGAGCAGGACAUGCGUAGACGUGAAGAGUUAAAGAAACAGGUGGACGAAGAUGGAUUCCAGACACAGGUCAAUACUAAAAAGCGCGGCGUUGUUGGAGUAGAAGAUGCAUUGAUCAGGCCUGCAAAGAAACAGAAGAGCAAGGAGAUUGACAAUUUCUACAGGUUCCAAACACGUGAAAAGAAGCGAGGCCAGCUGAAAUUACUACGGGAACGCUUUGAGGAGGACCGUCAACUGAUUGCCAAAAUGAAAAAGCUCUUUCUGGUUGUGCAAAAUUACAGCUAG